CCAACAUGUCCGAAUUAGGGGUUUGGAUUAGGGUUGAAGCUCUGACUGGCAACUUGUAAGCAGCUUGUUAAAGCAGCUGAGCUUGCGGUGUCGCCGCACGCAAAUUGCACAUGGCACGUGAUGGUUUCAAGUUGAACAACCUCAGAAUCCGCCUUUACAAGCUGCCAGUAAAAUAUCGCCAAGGUGGCGCCGGCACCAUCUUUCCUUUGUAAAGAGGGCGAGAGAGGAAGGCUUCAGGAUGUUGUAAAGAGAGGAAAGGGAAUUCCUGUGAAGCGAGCAAGGGGCGAUCAACAGGCCAGCGCUUGAAUUCCAUUGGGGUCGUCAUGGGGCAAAAGUCCAGCAAACGGAGGGAGGAGGUUGUGUCGGAAAUUGAGAAAAGGAUGGUGGCCGCGGUUGUGGCCAGACACAAAGACCCCAACCGGAAGGUGCCCCCCAGUUUUGAUGCAGUUGCGCUAAAGUUCCCGGUCAUCAACAAAGCAUUUUGUGAAGUGCGAGAGGUAUUCAACAAGUUCGAUGUGGAUAAGAGUAAGACGAUAGACCUUGAGGAGAUGAAGAGCUGUUUUAAGGACCUCCACUUCCAGAUUCCAGAAGGCGAAGUUCAAGCCUAUUUCAAGGAGAGUGACAUGGACGGAUCCGGGAAAAUCGACUUCCGGGAGUUUGUUGUCAUCAUCGCGCUGAGCUACCUCCUGGCUCCCCCAAGAAGGGAUAAUGCGCUGUCCCCACAGCUGCAAAAAGCAGUUGAAAGCAUUGUUGAUGCUUUCAUGUUUUGUGACAAGGACGGAAGUGGAUAUGUGAGCAAGGAUGAGAUUACAAACAGCUUUGCAGAGACAUGCGGUAACUUGAGACGACCAUCAGGGGGCGUUCGUUCGGUUGUUGGACCGCGGUGGUUAGAGAUGGACUGGGAUGCUAACGGUACAGUCUCCUUCAAGGAGUUUUUGUUUGCUUUUGCGGAUUGGGUUGGGGCGGACGAGGAGGAUUGACAAUAGGUCGAAGCUUCGUUUUGCCGACCUGUGGCCAUACUACCAGAUGAGCUUAAAGCCGGUAGAUAGCCAGAAGAAGCCUGGGGUUCAAUCGAUCCUCUUAGGUUGUACUAUGAUAUCAAAAGGAGACUAAGUAGCUAGCUGUAUCAAUAAGUCAGGAUCAAAGGCGGCAGUUUGCGCAGACUUCCAAAACAUUUGCUCGCAUACGAUUUUCGAAGAACAUUUGUGGCAUCCACCUUGAUGUAUGUCAAGGCGGACCAAAGUAAUGGUCA
Messenger RNA from Klebsormidium nitens, 1252 nucleotides. The record is from the annotation of a GenBank genome assembly. Lineage: Eukaryota; Viridiplantae; Streptophyta; Klebsormidiophyceae; Klebsormidiales; Klebsormidiaceae.